CUCCUUCUUUCUCCCUCCACUCCGCCUCCUCCUCCUCCUCCUCCUCUCCCACCACUGUCAAUCCCACAAGAUGUUUUUCUUCGGGCUUGGGAAGCUCGUCUAUGCAGCUAUCCUCCUCACCAACGCUAUUGCAGUCCUCUCCGAAGACCGCUUCCUCGCCAGGAUCGGAUGGGGUCGCACCCAGGCUGACCCAGCCUUCGGCGCGACAUACGACAACUCCAGCGUGAAAGCAAAGACAGUCAAUUUGAUCGCCAGCAUCCGGACCCUAAUGCGAAUACCCCUAAUCGUGAUCAAUACCGUCAUCAUCGUCUAUCAGCUAAUCCUCGGGUGACCGCAUCUCAUACCUGCCUCGACUGAUCCUGCCCGCGGAUUGCUGCGGCUGUUCUUAUCUUUCCAAGUCCCCGUCUCGCAAAAUCGCCGGUUGCAUCCUGUGGAGCCUAUCUUCAUCCUCCUCCCUUCCUUCCUCUCCACACUUCGAUCGACCGUACCGACUGGGGGGAAGAAUAGCGCAAUGUCAGAAGAAAUCUACGAGACGAUGGGUCGAGGGAACAGGCUACAAACAGACGGACGGGCGGACGGGCGGAUGGGCAGACAGGCAAGCUAGCUAGCAAGCAAGCAAGCGCAGCAGGAGGAAGACGACGACAAUGAUGAAGAAGCUGCGGUCGGAAGCUGGCUGAGACCGCGUCAGUGACUUGGGUCUCUCUUCCACCGCGGGAAUAUUGUUGCGACGGCAACUUGCAUACUGUGAUUGAUGCGGUGUUCUCAUGUAUUUACUACUACCUUACUAUUUAUUACUACUUACUACUUUCUGC
Aspergillus campestris IBT 28561 is the source of this 812-nucleotide messenger RNA. RefSeq names its product YOS1 family protein. The record is from RefSeq and is a predicted model, not a curated record. Gene Ontology annotation, biological process: endoplasmic reticulum to Golgi vesicle-mediated transport. The coding region runs from base 71 to 331 and encodes 86 amino acids. Gene Ontology annotation, cellular component: endoplasmic reticulum membrane; Golgi membrane; COPII-coated ER to Golgi transport vesicle. Lineage: Eukaryota; Fungi; Ascomycota; Eurotiomycetes; Eurotiales; Aspergillaceae. The transcript is spliced from 4 exons.